Molecule: messenger RNA, 451 nt
Organism: Apaloderma vittatum (bar-tailed trogon)
Lineage: Eukaryota; Metazoa; Chordata; Aves; Trogoniformes; Trogonidae
Gene: RAMP3
Product: receptor (G protein-coupled) activity modifying protein 3
Exons: 3
Coding region: 6-413 (135 amino acids)
Biological process (GO): intracellular protein transport; cellular response to hormone stimulus; receptor internalization
Cellular component (GO): membrane; cell surface; signaling receptor complex
Molecular function (GO): coreceptor activity
Source: RefSeq, a predicted model, not a curated record
GUCUAAUGACGCUUGGAUUUUCAGGUGCGUGUCAACAGAUUAAUGUCUGCAAUGAAUCUCUCAUGUUAGAAAAGUUGCCUGCCUGUGGAAGAACCUUUGAAGAGAUGAUGAAGAAGGUGGACUCUAAAAAAUGGUGCAACCUGACAGAAUUUAUCAUGUAUUAUGACAACUUCACCCAGUGCACAGAACGUGAAGCCAACAAUGCAAGUUGCUUUUGGCCAAACCCCCUUGCCGAGGGCUUUAUCACUGGAAUUCACAAACAAUUCUUUUCAAACUGUACUUCAGAAAAAGUUCACUGGGAAGAUCCACCGGAUGAAAUUCUCAUAACUCUGAUCUUGAUCCCAGUCCUGUUGACGUGUGCCAUGAUAACACUGGUAGUAUGGUGCAGCAAGAGAAGUGAUAUCCUGGUGUAAGUUGUUCCUCUGGGCUUUCUUUUCCUCCAUUUUUCCUU